AUGUCUAUCCUGACAGAAACCCCCGAGCAAGAGACGGAGAUCAACUGGUCAACUAUUCACAGAACUCCUGACAUAUCCAUCCAUAAAGCGUUGAACAUACACGACUUUUACAGGAAAGUCACAAGCGGAUCAUAUGAACACUUCGACAUCCCCAUUGAAUUUGUCGUCAUGCUCAAAGAAGCAGCUAAAGCGGCAUGCAAGAAAGGCUACCUCAAAUACGCAUUCGACUUAUUAUCGACGGCCGAGUUUACCUUUGACCAAUCCUGGCAUUACAUUCAGGGAAACACGCAGACCAGAGCAGAGGAACAUAUCAGUGUACACUACACGCAUGCACGAAUCGCGACUCUAUUUGGGGAUUUCAGGAAAGCCCGCAAACAUGCUAACAAGGCAUUGGAGUGCUACUACAGCGGCAUGGCAGACCCUAGCUUUGUGAUAAACUACCCAGUAUGGAUCAUCUGGGGUGCUCGUGCGGAAGCCAUGAGCGGUCUACAUGUAGACCACAACGGAACAGCCAAACGGUACUAUCGCCAGGCUCUGGAACUUAAGCCAUCCAGCGUCAAGUUCAGCGCCUGUGAGCUGGACUUAUGCAGGUGUUUGUUUGAGCUGGGACGAUGGAGGGAGCCGAUUGAACGACUGGAAGCUUUCAUUGAACAUCGCGCGGAAUUAUUCGGCCCUGAUGACUCGGGGGACUAUCUGGUUGGCUAUGCUCUUUAUCUGUUAGGCAAUGCCCAUAUGAUGUACAAACCGACCAUUGAUGGGGCGACUGAUAUCCGCACGAUUGAAGAAGCAUUGAACUUCCUCAAGCGGUCCCUUACAUGCUUCAGACUGUACUUCGGUACCACACAUUGUUGGUAUGGGGCCGUAAACGACAAACUGGGACUCCUCUAUACCGAUCUAGCCGCCGCAAACCCACAGGAGUCGCAACAGUAUUCCCAGAACGCGUUGAACCACUUCCGUGCAGCGUUGAGAGCCUUCGGAUACCAGAGGAAUGCUAUUAACUUCAAGGCUGAAUGUGCCCGCGUCUUGUACCAUACAAGCAUUUUGAUGGAUAAUAUGGGAAAGGACGCAGAAUGGGAAGAAACGCUUAUGGAGGCUGAUGCUUUGCAAUGGGAUAUCACGAGUAGCGGAGGCUGGAAUUUUGAAGGAGCAUCGGCCGCCGAAGUUUACGAUGAGAUUGUUAAUCCGUUGUUUCGUUAG
This is a messenger RNA of Penicillium bovifimosum, 1197 nucleotides long. RefSeq lists its product as uncharacterized. The transcript has 4 exons. Gene Ontology annotation, molecular function: protein binding. NCBI's taxonomy places the organism in Eukaryota, Fungi, Ascomycota, Eurotiomycetes, Eurotiales, Aspergillaceae. The record is from RefSeq and is a predicted model, not a curated record. The coding region runs from base 1 to 1197 and encodes 398 amino acids.